Molecule: messenger RNA, 1652 nt
Organism: Laetiporus sulphureus 93-53
Lineage: Eukaryota; Fungi; Basidiomycota; Agaricomycetes; Polyporales; Laetiporaceae
Exons: 3
Coding region: 359-1486 (375 amino acids)
Source: RefSeq, a predicted model, not a curated record
CUACCAGUCACAACCCCUUCACGUUGCGAAGCCGCAUUGGCCUCGUCCGUCCGUCAAGGAAGGACACCGUAAUGCCCGUCAGAUUUCGGAAUUACACAGGGCUGGGCCUAUCCUCGCCCUGCGAUCGAUAUCGACUAUGCUGUGGCGCAAUGAACGUGGAAGGAGAAGUUCGAUCGAGGCGUCGCACACAUUGUGUUGGGCUUCUCAGGUCUACUAUGCACGUUUCCAAAUCUACCCGGAUAAGAAAGCUUCAUGACGCAGCCACGUAUAUAAGGACCUCACUACUGUGCCAGUUCUCUCUUGACUGAUUUUCUGCCUUGCCACUUCCUCCGACUUCCCGACCGAUAUUGCGACCGCCAUGCCGACUGCCUUCCGUAGCUGGUUCGGUAGCCCAAAGAAUCAGCUUAACCCGGCUGAGAAACCAAGAUCUCGCGGCCGUUCAUAUUCGGCUGGACCGACGGACAAACACACUGAUUUGCACGCAACGAUUCAACGAAGUCACAGUAGGCUAGACCCUCGAGCAGCCGAUCCCUCUCCGCUGGACUACCGUGUUCGCGCCGAUUCACGCAUAGCGUAUGGGUAUGAGAAGCACAAUCCAUCGAUACCGUACGUGGACGCUCCCCGCGCGCAUGUCCUUCGUCGAGCAGCAGCAGACCCAGCGAUCCAGAUGACGCGCACCCCUUCGGCUACGUACAUUACACCGCCAGGUUCGCGAUCCAACUCUGGUGCUUCGCUCUAUACCAUGGGUGCUAUGUCGUCCGUUUCGGAUGCGAGGCAUUACGGACGGUCUCGGCCGCCUUUGAGGCCCAAUACAAGCUUCCAAACCGGUAGCAGCGUCGACAGCGGUUCAUACUCCUAUAAACCAGCCCACGGCUACCCUCGACCUCAGACACGAAUAUUCCACAUGCACCCGUUGCUCGCCCACACGCGCUCGCAUAGCGCGCCGAUAGCCUACGACAUCAUGCACGCCCCGUCCGCUCGAACGGUCCUCGACAAAACGACCCGAUCUGCCAUUCCCCCGCUCACCCUCGCCCAACCCGCGACAGAGCCUCCCGUCCCUCCGGGCAUGCAGCUCGUUCUUCGCUCCACCAAGUUCCCCUGGCCAAUCACCGUCGUCGCCCCCGCCCCCGCCGCAGCCGCCUCCCCCAUCCCCCGCUUCACCAUCGGGCCACCAAAGCCCUCCCACGCACACGCACACGCAGGCAGCACCGUCACGAACCUCGACGUCCUCUACGCGGCGCACACCUCGCUGCUGACGCCCGUAACGCCGGAAGAAUGGGAGGCCCUGGGCACCGGGAGCAGGGCGCAGCGGAAGGUCGCGCGGGCGUACGAGCGGCGGUGUAUGCGCGCGGGUGGAGGGUGGGAGGGCGGCGUUCGGAGGAUUGAUUGGCUUGGGAGGAAGACGAUGCUGGUUGGCGUUGAGGUGGAUAAGGCUGCUGGUGGUGGGAGUGGAGCUGCCUCGCUCGUGUUUGCUAAACCUCCGUGAUGCGGUCGGAUGCCAGUGGAUGUCCGCUUUGCGUCCGGAAAUUUUUGACGGAUCAUUUGUCUUGUCUGACUGGUUGCUGUCUGGUCAUUGACCUCAUGUUUAUCCCAACGAACAGUUAUCUUGACGAAUACGUACGAUAAUGACUACGUUUUUAUGAGGACGUUCG